Messenger RNA from Hymenoscyphus albidus, 1927 nucleotides. Lineage: Eukaryota; Fungi; Ascomycota; Leotiomycetes; Helotiales; Helotiaceae. The record is from the annotation of a GenBank genome assembly.
AAACAAGCACAUCACCUAGAAUCGAUGUGUCAACGGAUCUCCUCCCCUCCCUUCUCACCGGUCUGAAAAAGCGGAGUAAAACUCAAUUAGACAAUUGUCAAAUUUAGAAGUUUUCCCAUCUCAUCGUUUCUCUAUUUCCUUCAAUUUUGGAAACUCCCCUUUUUGCCUUAUAAGCUACAUUGUUGUAUCUUCCAACUUCACCGCUCUCACACCUAUGUACCAAUACAUUUUCUCAAUUAACCCGUUUCACACAAACCCCCCCUCAAAAUGUCCUCCCCACCUCCAAAGCCAAUCGUCCUCCACAUCGGCGAUCCAAUCCAAUGGAACCACAGUCUCUACUCCCAGUUUUCCACGGACUUUACCGUUAUCCGUCCCUCAACCGAAGAGCGACAACGUCCAGAAUUCAUCAAAGCCCUCAAAGAAAAAAGAUGGGGGAACUUCGCCGCGAUAUUCCGGCCCUUCUGGAAUACAGGAGGAGAAAUGGGACGUUGGGAUCGAGAGCUCAUCCCGUUGAUUCCGGAAAGUUGUAAGAUCUUUGCGAGUGCUGGGGCGGGAUACGAUUGGGCGGAUGUGGAUAUUUUGUCUGAGAGAGGUAAGUAAUAGUUAGUAAACAAGUCCAGUGUGACAGAAGGCUGAUAUUUGGUAGGAAUUAUAUAUUGUAACAGGUAGUCAUUGGAACUAUUUCUCAGACUCCUUGCUCUCUUGAACAAAUUUUCGUUCUAACAAAAUCUAUUUCCACAGCGCAGCAGCCUCCUCCGAAUCCGUAGGAGACUUCGCCCUCUUCCUAAUCCUCUCCACCUUCCGCAACCUCGCCUGGUGCACAACCGCCUCGCUCACGCCCCAAACCUUUCAAGACUGCCACACCAACUCGGCCGCCAUAUCACACAACCCACGAGGCCACGUACUCGGUAUCAUCGGACUAGGAAACAUUGGAUUCACCAUCGCACUUAAAGCCUAUCACGCCUUCCACAUGAAGAUCAUCUACUAUGAUCUCGCAAGGAAAUCGCCGACUCAAGAGCAGAAGGUGGAUGCAAAGUAUGUGGGCAGUUUGGAUGAGUUGUUGGGACAGAGUGAUUGUGUUGUUCUUGCGACGCCGGCGACGCCGGAUGGGAAGCAGGUUAUUACUGAGGAGAAGGUUAGGAAGAUGAAGAUGGGGAGUCGGUAUGUUGAGUUCUUCUGUCUUGUUUGCUCAGUCAUUUCUAUCUAUGUUCAGAAGUCUUAGCGAGAGAUAUGGGCUUAAAGUCCCAUUCUUUUUAUCGCUUCAGCAUCUCCCUCCACUCACCACCAACGUCCACACCCUACUAACCACCCAAAGAUUCAUAAACAUAGCCCGCGGCUCCCUAGUAUCCACCACAGCCCUCUACAAUGGCCUCCAAAGCGGGCGUCUAAUUGGCCUCGGUCUAGACGUCCACGAAAAUGAGCCCACCAUCGACACCCGACUCAAGAACCACAAGAACGUAACCUUAACAGCCCAUAACGCGGGUGGGACCUUGGAGACGUAUGUCAAUUCCUCAGUUCCUUCUCUUUGUGCUGUAUUGUGAUUUGGUGGUAGAGUUGGAUGAGGAUAGGGAAGGAGAGAUGGAAAGGGAGCUGACAUUUUUGGAUCCAUAGACACAUCGGCUUCGAAAGCCUCUCCAUGCAAAACAUCGACGCAGUACUCAAAGGGAAAGACGCCCUAACACCCGUUAAUAAGCAUCUUAUCACCGAUAAAGCCAACAAACACACUCCUAGUAAACACGGGGGCCAAAAACUCUAGUUCCCCACCCCUUUCCUCUUAGGAUAGUUAGGGAAAAGAAUAUGGAUAUUUGAUCACGAGAAAGAGAGAGGCAAAGGAGUAGGCGUGGGAGUAUAAGUAGAAAUCAGGUCUUCUUCUUAGAUUUGGUAUAUAUAGGAAAGAAAGAAAGAAAUAUCUCGGCUAUAGGUAUAU